Amphibalanus amphitrite is the source of this 1526-nucleotide messenger RNA. RefSeq names its product carbohydrate sulfotransferase 1-like. Gene Ontology annotation, biological process: sulfur compound metabolic process; N-acetylglucosamine metabolic process. The transcript has 5 exons. Gene Ontology annotation, molecular function: N-acetylglucosamine 6-O-sulfotransferase activity. NCBI's taxonomy places the organism in Eukaryota, Metazoa, Arthropoda, Thecostraca, Balanomorpha, Balanidae. Bases 18 to 1025 code for a protein of 335 amino acids. The record is from RefSeq and is a predicted model, not a curated record.
GCUCAGCAGCGGUACCCAUGGGAUUGGGAUCCCUGUUCGGCCGGCGCGGUACCAGCCCUGCGAGGCUCGCAGCGCUGGCUGUGCUGGUGGCAGCCUCCUUCCUCGGGCUGCUGCAGCUCGUCCGACAAUCAGAGAUGAUACAGCGCCGGUCAAACCCGGUCCUAGACCCCACCGAUCUACCAGCGGCGACGGAGGGGUUCCACCCUCAGCGUGUGCUGCUUCUCGCCUAUAUGAGAUCGGGCUCCAGUUUCACGGCCGAACUGCUCACACUGCACCCGGACUUCAACUAUCUGUUCGAGCCGCUCUGGAGGUUCAAUGACCGGCAACUGGUGCCCGGCUACUCCUCUGGCGAGAUGGACGAGUCUCGCGCCAGCUACCUGUCCGCACUGUACGACUGUGACCCACUCAUGACCGUGGAGGCCCUCAAAGACGGCUUCGUGGACAGAGUGCGCUUCUUGGUAGCCGAAUGUCGGCAACGUCACCUGCUGGCUAAGGUCAUCCGCGCGAGCGGCGGGACUCUCAGACGCCUGCUGGAGAAACAGCCGAGACUGAAGGUGAUACACCUGGUCCGUGACCCGCGGGCUACCGUAUCGUCCCGUUCGGAGGUGGGCGCCAAGGACAGUGCUGCUCUCUACUGUGCGGAGAUCCGACAGCACCUCAACGUGACCGGCCCGCUGGCGGCCAGCGACCCGCGCAGGUACGCGUUGGUGCGAUACGAAGACCUGGCUGACCGCAGCACACAGCGGUCGAAGCUGAGGCGGCUGUACCAUUUCAUGGACCUUCCAAUGCCCGAGGAUGCUUUGGAUCAAUACAUAGCAAGUCACUAUCAGCCCAUCGAUAAGAGCCGAUUGAGGCGACGGCCGCAACGCAAGGCAAAGAAGGAUAACUUUGAUACUAAAAAGCGAUCAGACUUCAAUCCAAAUUCAUGGAAAGAUAAACUAUCAGAUGAAAGGCUUCGAGAAAUCGAAUUUGAGUGCGGUGAUGUAAUGAAAAGGUUUGGGUACGAAUUCACUCAGCCUACUUGAACAUCCUCGCUACACAGGAGCAGGUAUGUGACCUGUGUGCUGGUGGCCGUUUAGAUCCCUUGCGGUGUAUUCACUACUCAGGUCGAAACCCUGUCAUGUUAUACUGUUGGGUGAAUGGUGUUGAUCGCUUGGACUAGGAAGGAUGGCGGCUGUCCACUGUCCAGUGUGUGCUAAGUAGCCAGUGGGUAUCGUUUAAAGUUACCCGUUGUAACACUCACCUAAUUACAUUUAAGUUUUCCAUCAUCUCCAAGUUUCCAAAGUCUCCAUCAUGUGUAAGGUUUUACAUUUACAACGUCUUUGGCACUACUGUGUCAUAUGUCUUAUGACGUCGGUAUGGAUACAGGUGAUCGUGCAAUACAUGUUUGUACUCGUAAGCUCUUUAGAGAUCUCUCCUGCAUGUGAGCAUUCAAAAAGCGAUGAUGUUGUGGCAGCGGUGCAAUAAACCGCAAGUGCAGGUUUCUGCACCUCUCCAGCACUUAACAUUUCUGACGUUGUUCUUGU